UCAGGUUGCUCAGCAAGCAUAACAGUAUUGAUUGGUCCUCCAGUCUGCCAGUCAUUGUCUAGCUCUACUAUCACGCAAGUGACGCCCUAGUUUCUGCAGGUGCAACACUGGGUACUACUGCAACGGAGCUACAGAUAAAACAGACAAUUCACGAUGGCCUCAGCAACAGCCACCUAUGGACAGAAGGAGUCCUCCGACCAGAACUUCGACUACAUGUUCAAGAUCCUGAUCAUUGGCAACAGCAGUGUGGGUAAAACCUCCUUCCUGUUUCGCUAUGCUGAUGACUCCUUCACGCCGGCUUUCGUCAGCACGGUGGGCAUCGACUUCAAGGUGAAGACCAUCUACAGGAACGACAAAAGGAUAAAGCUGCAGAUCUGGGAUACUGCCGGACAGGAGCGCUACAGGACCAUCACCACGGCCUACUACAGAGGAGCCAUGGGCUUCAUCCUCAUGUAUGACAUCACCAACGAGGACUCCUUCAACGCCGUGCAGGACUGGUCCACCCAGAUCAAGACGUACUCCUGGGACAACGCCCAGGUCCUGCUGGUGGGAAACAAGUGUGACAUGGAAGACGAGAGGGUGGUGGCAGCAGACAGGGGCCGGCAGCUCUCUGACCAACUUGGCUUUGAGUACUUUGAGUGCAGUGCCAAGGACAACAUCAACGUCAAGCAGACGUUUGAGCGGCUGGUGGACAUCAUCUGUGAGAAGAUGUCGGAGAGCUUAGACAACGCCGACCCCGCCGUCACAGGGGCCAAACAGGGGCCCCAGCUCACCGAGCAGCCCGAACGCCCCCACCAGGACUGUGCUUGCUAAACACCCACUACACACGUACCACACACACCUGACCCCUCACACACCCCUUCCUACAGCCUCCUCAGCUGGUGGAAGAGGUCUGUGAUGGGUUUGUGUUUUAGAUGGAAGAGCCUGGCUGAAUACUCCGUUAUUCCAUAUUUCAGUCCCCCGUCCAUCCAUAGGUGUUUAGAGUCCAAAGUUCACAUUCUGACUCCCCUUACUGCGGCCUCGAACCUGAAGGGAUUUCAUGUAUUUUUUUUGAAGGGCCACAUUGCUGAUGAUCUGUUUACUGUUGAGAGCUUUGUUGUUUUUUUCGAUGUCCUCGAUUAGCUGGUUAACAAUCAAAUCCAUUUAAGUGGCGUGAGUGAGGUAUGUUCUAAGUCCACAUUUUGGAUAACAAAUGUUUUUACGAGAUUUGUUUUUUCAAACAUAUCUGACCAAAAUCCCAUGCAUAUCGGUUAUCAGUCAUGGUCAUUUCCUAAUAUUCUAUCAUUGCUGGAUGUAAGAAAAAGAGAACUUGAUGAUGUGGUCCCUGUCCCAGUUUUUUUUUUUUUAUUGUUAUUUUUUUAACUCAUCUUUUUUUUUUUUUUAGCAAACCUAGAAAAGUGUCUAAGUAGAAGAGUAUAUAUAAAUGUUCAACUUCGUAAUAUAAUAAAUAUGCAUUUUAGAAUUCUAAAAUAUAUAAACAAAUGGUGUAAAAUUACAAUAAUUUAAAGGUGUAAAAAUAUCUGUGCUUUGUGAGAGGUGCAUGUUGUAUUUUAUUUUUUUUUUUUUUACCAUGGAACGUCUAAGAGCUGUUGGACACGUCCCGCUGAAUCAAACUGGCUUGUUUGUUUCGCUGUUAGGGUCGUGUGAACAACAGUUGAAAAUGUAGCUUCUUAUUCCUUGUCAGUGUGCAUCACUGCUAUUCUACAGCACAAUCGCCUCUAAUUCAUGUGUAUGACACGAGCACACACACACACAGUCAGGACAACACUGGGCUACUGCACCCAUAUACUACAACACUGACCAAUGUUAACAUCACAUUCCAAUCUCUUUCCCAUAGUCCGUUUGACUUAUUUAUUUUUGGGAUUUUUUUUUUUUUUUUUUUGCAUGUUCAAUGUCAUGUUUGUGUGAUUUUGGUCUGUUUCAGUGUAGAGAUAAUUGCUUGUUGGUAUAUACAUGAGGAUAACGUAGUCAAUGAAAUGCACUCAGGCACAUUAAGGUAUUUGGUCAGUUAUGUCACGACCAUCUAUAUUUACACACAGUAUUAUGUCUUAUUUUUUUAGAUGCGCUCUAUCACGGUUGGAAAAAAUACUUAUCAGUAUUGUGUGGGGGGGGGGGGGUUGAAUUGGGUUGACAUACUCCUGCCCGAAAACACUUACAUUCCACUGUAUGUUCUCCUGAUUAUGUACAAGCUGUUUCAAGGAACUGCUUUUACUUCCAUUUUCCAUGUUUCUAAGCCAACUGAACCUUUUAGGGUGGGUGUAGUACCAGUGUGAAUACUGUAUUACUCUCAGAGAAAUACUGUGUCAUUGGCCAGCCUGGUUCUCCAAUAUUAACUGCCAACAAACCUGCUAAAGGUCAUGUCUGUUACAAAUACUGUUUGUGUUUAGUCUUAAGGCAGCUUUGCUUUCAUGUUUUUUCCAAAGACGUCCCAAUUAGACUACCAAGCCAAAAAUGACACCCACUAGGACAAGACUUGUUUGACAUGUUUUUGGAGCUGCACUGAGUAAAAGGCCUGUAGUACAAGAGAAGCAUUUGGUAUGUAUGCCUACUCCCUGUGGCAGUUUCCAAUAAGGGAGAAGUAUAAUCGGUACUUUUUUAUUUAACUUAGCAAGUCAGUUAAGAAAAAAUAUUAUUUACAACGAUGGCCUACUGGGGAAAAGUGGGUUAACUGCCUUUUUCAGGGGCAGAACGACAGAUUUUUACCUUGUCAGCUCGGGGAUUUGAUUACUAGCCCAGCUCGGGAUUUGGUUACACGCCCAACGCUCUAGCCACUCGGCAACCUGCGCCCCUAAUCACUUCCUAUUAAACAACUUUAGUUUUCUUUGUUGAUUUUGUGUUUUGCUGUAAACUUGCCUCUGACUUAGGUAUGUGUCCAAUUCAGCUUUCUUAGCUCUCCUCCCUUCCUUCAUCUUGUAAAUAAGCAUUUUUUUGUUGGGUUUUAGUCUUGAAUUGUGCUGUAAUACUGUAACUCCAGGUUUGCUAAAACCAAGGAAUUAAUAAACAAAAUAUAAAAGCA
Oncorhynchus mykiss (rainbow trout) is the source of this 3016-nucleotide messenger RNA. Its product is annotated as ras-related protein Rab-3A. Lineage: Eukaryota; Metazoa; Chordata; Actinopteri; Salmoniformes; Salmonidae. Gene Ontology annotation, molecular function: GTPase activity; GTP binding. The record is from RefSeq and is a predicted model, not a curated record.